This is a messenger RNA of Trichoplax adhaerens, 429 nucleotides long. RefSeq lists its product as uncharacterized. The transcript has 4 exons. Gene Ontology annotation, cellular component: nucleosome. Gene Ontology annotation, molecular function: protein heterodimerization activity; structural constituent of chromatin; DNA binding. Lineage: Eukaryota; Metazoa; Placozoa; Uniplacotomia; Trichoplacea; Trichoplacidae. The record is from RefSeq and is a predicted model, not a curated record. Bases 1 to 429 code for a protein of 142 amino acids.
AUGGGUCGGACUACCCAAAGUGGUGGCCUACCGGCAACAUCACGUCGAAAAUCAACGCCUGUCAAGCGUGUACCUGCUUCAGCUACUUCAUCAAAAGCCAAUGAAAGUCAAACUAGACGCCAAAAAAGAUUUAAACCUGGCACUCGUGCCUUAAUGGAAAUUCGUCAAUAUCAAAAAAAUACUAACUUAUUAAUUCGUAAACUGCCUUUUUCACGAGUGGUAAGAGAAGUUGCGUAUGAUAUUACUAGUCAACACUUUUAUUGGCAAGUUGAAGCAUUACUGGCAAUACAAGAAGCUGCAGAAGCCUUUCUUGUUAGUCUUUUCGAAGAUACAAAUCUAUGCGCUAUCCAUGCCAAAAGAGUAACCAUUAUGCCCAGAGAUGUCCAAUUAGCUAGGCGCAUAAGAGGUCGAAACGACAUUUUAAAUUGA